AUGAUCAUCCCCAUCCGCUGCUUCUCUUGCGGCAAGGUAAUCGCCGACCUCUACGAAAAGUACAUCGAACUUAUCGGAGAGGUGAUUGACGACGAGGGCAACACAAAAUCCGACGGGCAAGCCAUGGAUGAACUCGGCCUCAACAGGUACUGCUGCAGGCGCAUGAUGCUCACGCACGUCGACCUUAUUGAGAAACUCUUGCGAUACAAUCCGGCCGAGCGAAACAUCACUCUGAAUCGAUGA
Molecule: messenger RNA, 243 nt
Organism: Neohortaea acidophila
Lineage: Eukaryota; Fungi; Ascomycota; Dothideomycetes; Mycosphaerellales; Teratosphaeriaceae
Product: DNA-directed RNA polymerase I, II, and III subunit RPABC5
Exons: 4
Coding region: 1-243 (80 amino acids)
Biological process (GO): transcription by RNA polymerase II; tRNA transcription by RNA polymerase III; transcription by RNA polymerase I
Cellular component (GO): RNA polymerase II, core complex; RNA polymerase I complex; RNA polymerase III complex
Molecular function (GO): zinc ion binding; DNA binding; DNA-directed RNA polymerase activity
Source: RefSeq, a predicted model, not a curated record